Messenger RNA from Sorex araneus (European shrew), 2753 nucleotides. RefSeq names its product radixin (gene RDX). Gene Ontology annotation, cellular component: filopodium; apical part of cell; cytoskeleton. Gene Ontology annotation, molecular function: actin binding; cell adhesion molecule binding. Bases 325 to 2130 code for a protein of 601 amino acids. The transcript has 16 exons. NCBI's taxonomy places the organism in Eukaryota, Metazoa, Chordata, Mammalia, Eulipotyphla, Soricidae. Gene Ontology annotation, biological process: positive regulation of early endosome to late endosome transport; regulation of organelle assembly; regulation of cell shape. The record is from RefSeq and is a predicted model, not a curated record.
GGCGGCGGCGGCGUUGGCGCUCAGGCCGCGGCGCGAGGCCGGUCGGCCGGCAGGGGGAGGCGGGGGGCGCGGGGCAGCCCCGCCUUUCCCCCCGAGGAGCCGCCGGGCGGCCAUAUUGCGGAGCUGUCUGCGGCGGCGGCGGCGCCUGUCCUCUCCGGCGUCUCCGCGCUCCGACCCCCGCCUCGCCCUCCCGGCCGCAGCCGCGCAGCCCGGCACCGCGCCUCAGCCCCACCGCCGCCGGGAAGGAGCCGCUCGCUCCCCGGAGGUAAUAACAGAAUUUGUAAACAUAGAAUUUUUAAAGAAGUCAGCAAAAAGAGAGCAAAAAUGCCGAAACCAAUUAAUGUAAGAGUAACUACAAUGGAUGCUGAACUGGAAUUUGCCAUUCAGCCUAAUACAACUGGCAAACAACUUUUUGAUCAGGUGGUGAAAACCGUUGGUUUGCGUGAGGUCUGGUUCUUUGGAUUGCAGUAUGUGGACAGCAAAGGUUAUUCUACAUGGCUUAAGCUAAAUAAAAAGGUAACACAGCAAGAUGUUAAAAAAGAGAAUCCUUUGCAGUUCAAAUUCAGAGCUAAAUUUUUUCCUGAAGAUGUUUCUGAAGAAUUAAUUCAAGAAAUAACUCAGAGACUUUUCUUCUUACAAGUUAAAGAAGCGAUCUUAAAUGAUGAUAUAUAUUGUCCACCAGAAACAGCAGUUCUUUUGGCUUCCUAUGCUGUCCAGGCCAAGUAUGGAGAUUAUAAUAAAGAGAUUCAUAAACCAGGAUAUCUGGCUAAUGAUAGACUGCUUCCCCAGCGUGUUUUGGAACAGCACAAAUUGACAAAAGAGCAGUGGGAAGAAAGAAUACAAAACUGGCAUGAAGAGCAUAGAGGAAUGCUCAGGGAAGAUUCCAUGAUGGAAUACCUGAAGAUUGCACAAGACCUAGAAAUGUAUGGAGUCAACUAUUUUGAAAUAAAAAAUAAAAAGGGAACUGAAUUGUGGCUAGGCGUUGAUGCUUUGGGUCUGAAUAUUUAUGAGCAUGAUGACAAGUUAACUCCAAAAAUUGGUUUUCCCUGGAGUGAAAUCAGAAAUAUUUCAUUUAAUGACAAAAAAUUUGUUAUAAAGCCAAUCGACAAGAAGGCACCUGAUUUUGUAUUUUAUGCACCUCGUCUGAGAAUCAAUAAACGGAUUUUGGCCUUAUGUAUGGGAAACCAUGAACUGUAUAUGCGAAGAAGGAAACCUGAUACUAUUGAGGUACAACAGAUGAAAGCACAGGCCAGAGAAGAGAAACAUCAGAAACAGAUGGAGAGGGCACAAUUAGAAAAUGAAAAGAAGAAAAGAGAAAUAGCGGAAAAAGAAAAGGAAAGAAUAGAACGGGAAAAGGAAGAGCUAAUGGAACGUCUAAGGCAAAUUGAAGAGCAGACAAUGAAAGCCCAGAAAGAACUAGAAGAACAGACCCGAAAAGCCCUAGAACUGGACCAGGAACGAAAACGAGCAAAAGAAGAAGCAGAAAGGCUUGAAAAAGAGCGCCGAGCUGCUGAAGAGGCCAAGUCUGCUAUAGCAAAACAAGCUGCUGACCAGAUGAAGAAUCAGGAGCAGCUAGCAGCAGAACUUGCUGAAUUUACUGCCAAGAUUGCACUGCUAGAAGAAGCCAAGAAGAAAAAGGAGGAGGAAGCUACUGAGUGGCAGCACAAAGCUUUUGCUGCUCAGGAAGACUUGGAAAAGACCAAAGAAGAGUUAAAAACUGUAAUGUCUGCACCACCUCCACCACCAGUUAUUCCUCCAACAGAAAAUGAACAUGACGAACAUGAUGAAAAUAAUGCAGAGGCUAGUGCUGAACUAUCAAAUGACGGGGUAAUGAACCAUAGAAGUGAGGAGGAACGUGUAACAGAAACACAGAAAAAUGAGCGUGUUAAGAAACAACUCCAGGCUUUAAGUUCAGAAUUGGCCCAAGCCAGAGAUGAAACCAAGAAAACACAAAACGAUGUUCUUCAUGCUGAGAAUGUUAAAGCAGGUCGUGAUAAGUACAAGACUCUGCGGCAGAUUCGACAAGGCAAUACAAAGCAGCGUAUUGAUGAGUUUGAAGCAAUGUGGGGACCCAAACUAUAUGCAUUAUUCCAGAUGCGUUCUUGCCAAAGCAGUAUAAAGCAAAUGUAGGAGGAAAAAGACUCCUUCCCUCAUGAGGUUCCUGCCACCUGAUUUAUGGCCAAUUUCAAGAUAAGGACCUACCAAUACAUGUCUGAUGCUCUGAAUGUGUAUCUCCCCCAAGUCUAGAAUUUCAGCAGAUGGAUGAAUGUUCCCUCAACCAGGGCUUUUGCCAAUGGUUCUCUCUAUAUCUCAGUGUACCAUUUUCCCCCUUUCUAGCUAUUUGUCUCUCUCCAGCCCUCUUUGUUGCCUUUCCUAGGGUCAGACCUUGGAAAGAUGGGCAUGGACCCAGGAUUUCUGCACUGAUUGAACCCUACAGUUCCAAGCCAGCAUAUCAUCUUCAUGGCACCAUCCCCCAAAGCUAAAGGCAUCAGAUUCUCAGAGUCCACUUCUUUUUUUUCUGCAUGACUAGCUUGUAUAGAGAGAUAUACGGAGAGAAUUUAUAAGAAUUUCCACUUUUUAAAAAAAGUACUUAACUUCUUUUGGGCUUUGAACUAAGAGAAUACUCAGUGAUGUACGACUCUGAUAAUUUGUGUAUAUCUGUGGAAUCUUGAGGAAUUGAUGCAACAUUCCUUUUCCUGUCUGGGCUGUUUGUAUACUUGUAUAUAUGUAGCAAUAAAUAUAUUCUAACACCA